Messenger RNA from Rhizoctonia solani, 1287 nucleotides. RefSeq names its product retinoblastoma-binding protein 5. Gene Ontology annotation, cellular component: Set1C/COMPASS complex. Gene Ontology annotation, molecular function: protein binding. The transcript is spliced from 9 exons. The record is from RefSeq and is a predicted model, not a curated record. Bases 1 to 1287 code for a protein of 428 amino acids. NCBI's taxonomy places the organism in Eukaryota, Fungi, Basidiomycota, Agaricomycetes, Cantharellales, Ceratobasidiaceae.
AUGAACGCCGCACUCCUUGAUCCGUUUGGACAGGACUAUCCAGAGUCUGUAGAGAAUACGCUCGAUGAAUACGCAGUGUGCGCACGGUUCAAUAGGACCGGGCGCUUCAUUGCUGCAGGGAGGCCAGAUGGAAAGACUAGCAUAUGGGACUUAGAAACGAAAGGAGUUGUUCAGGUUUUUACUGGACACGUAAAAACAAUAACAAGUGUCAGCUGGUCGCGAAAUUCACGUUACCUCUUGACGUCUUCUAAAGACUGGAACUGCAUAAUAUGGGACAUGUCAAACGGGGAACGUUGCUCGACUGUCCGAUUUGACGCGCCAGUCCUGCAGGCUUCGUUUCAUCCUCGAAAUAGUAAAGUGUUAUUGGUCACAUUACAGACACAACAAACGAUCCUUGUGGAUCUCCGAAAAGCAACCCGAAGCCGGACAGAGCUAAUGGAUUCUCAAGCACAACAGCCAGAAAGAAUGAAAACAGUCACCGCAGUGUUUUCACCAGAUGGAAAGAUUAUCCAAGUAGGAACAUCCACUGGCGUGCUUGCAACCUUCAAUACGAGGACCAAAUCUAUGCUCAGUUGUACAAAGGUAUCCAAUGGUAACAGUAGCAUCAAACAUAUUGCGUGCGAUAACAGUGGAAGAUACCUGAUAGUAAAUUCCAAUGACAGAAUUGUUCGAGUUCUCGAGAUAACAUCCCAAACCUACGAUCUUGAGCUAUUGCACAUGUUCUCUGACCCUAUUAGCAAAACACCUUGGAACGGUAUAUGCUUUUCCGGCGAUGGGGAGUACGUUGUAGCUGGGGCUGGCCACAAGUCGGGUCAUCAUGUUUACAUAUGGGAUCGCUCUUCAGGUGCUUUAGUCAAGAUUUUGGAAGGCCCUACCGAGCCACUAGUUGACGCUGACUGGCAUCCUUUCCGCCCGAUUAUGUCUUCGGUGGCAUCUUCAGGCUUGAUCCAUAUAUGGAAAACCACCUACUCGGAAAACUGGAGUGCUUUUGCUCCCGGUUUUGAAGAGUUGGAAGAGAACGUUGAAUACCAGGAGCAUGAAGACGAGUUCGAUGUGGAGGACGAAGUUGAUGCUUUACGUCGUAAGAAGAUGGAAGAAGAUUUUGAAGUUGACGUCGAGACAGUUGAUCCCAUUAUUGUUGGGAAACAGGCAGGUGAAGCGCAAUCAUCGGGUCAAGACGAGGAUGAUCACUGGAUAGCCCUCGAACCAGAUGACGAUGUUGUUCUUGAUUAUGUACCAGUGCUGGACGUCCUGGAAAGAGAAAGUGAGGAGGAAGAUGAUACUUAG